This is a messenger RNA of Macrosiphum euphorbiae (potato aphid), 309 nucleotides long. Lineage: Eukaryota; Metazoa; Arthropoda; Insecta; Hemiptera; Aphididae. The record is from the annotation of a GenBank genome assembly.
AUGGGAUCGUCAAACAUAGACAUAACACUAUCCACGAAGGACCUCGAGUACAACGUUACAAAUUGGAAAGUCAACACUGAAAUCACUGAUAGCGAUCACAGAGUGAUAUCAUUUACUGUGCUCUCCGAUCAGGACACUACCACAAACCAAUCAAGAGAGAUUACACGUUGUAACGUGGAAAAAGCAGAUUGGGAUAGCUUUAAGGGACAGCUAUUUGUGGAAGCUAUUUCUAAAGCGGCAAAAUCUUCAAUUCCAACUAAGGGGACACAAAGGGGUGAAAAAUUGCCCCAUGGUGGACUCCGGAACUGA